This is a messenger RNA of Esox lucius (northern pike), 1760 nucleotides long. It is a transcript of the gene pou3f2b, whose product is annotated as POU class 3 homeobox 2b. The coding region runs from base 259 to 1611 and encodes 450 amino acids. The record is from RefSeq and is a predicted model, not a curated record. Gene Ontology annotation, biological process: brain development; regulation of transcription by RNA polymerase II. Gene Ontology annotation, molecular function: RNA polymerase II cis-regulatory region sequence-specific DNA binding; DNA-binding transcription factor activity, RNA polymerase II-specific. Gene Ontology annotation, cellular component: nucleus. Lineage: Eukaryota; Metazoa; Chordata; Actinopteri; Esociformes; Esocidae. The transcript has a single exon.
AAAUACACUAAUAUAUUUCCAAACUACUGGAAAGUCAACAAAAGUAUUUAAAGCAUGCAUCACUUCAAUUGUCUGAAUUAAUGAUAGCGCCCAUUUAGAUAUUGGUUAAAAAAGUAUAUUAUACUGAGAAAAAUUCGUUCCUUAUGCCUUACAGUUUAAUUGGAAAUCUUGGCCAGUGCUGAUCCCCACUCCGUUUUCCAUGCCGCACUCUGUCUCUCACGUUUCAGAGGUGCCGCAGCAGAAUUCGCAGUUCUCUAGAUGUUUGUUGAGACUCCCCAACAUCCAAUGAGAGAGCUGUUGCCAGUGGCAACCACGUCCAUCAGCCAUUUCUGUCCAAUAAAGAGCGGAACGAGGCGGAGUACAGGUGCGCGCCGCUGCGUCCACUUGGCAGAGAGCCUGGGAGACGCCUGUGGCAAAAGAGUAACUGUCAAAUGCAAGGUUCCUUUAAUAAGAGCGAUCAGUCCGGCUCCGAGAGUCAUGGCGACCACAGCGUCUAAUCAUUACAAUAUCCUCACCUCCAGCGCAUCUAUUGUGCACUCGGAGCCCGGGAGCAUGCAGCAAGCCACGGCGUACAGGGACGCGCAGACCCUGUUGCAGAGUGACUACUCAUUGCAGAGCAACAGUCACCCGCUCAGCCACGCGCACCAGUGGAUAACGGCGCUGUCGCACGGAGAGGGAGCUCCGUGGUCAACUAGUCCCCUCGGUGAACAGGACAUUAAACCCGCGGUGCAGGGCACCAGAGACGAGAUGCACAGCUCAAACAACCUCCAGCACCAGCACCAGCCACGACCGCCCCACCUGGUGCACCAGUCGCAUGGGAACCACCACGACUCCCGAGCGUGGAGAACUACCACCGCAGCUCACAUACCCAGCAUGGCAACAUCGAACGGUCAGAGCCUUAUUUAUUCACAGCCCGGUUUCGGCGUCAACGGUCUGAUUCCAGGCAGCGGACAGGGAAUGCACCAUCACAACCUAAGAGACGCACACGAAGACCACCAUAGCCCGCAUCUCAGUGACCACGGCCACCAGGCGUCCCAACACCAGCAACAGAGUCACCACGACCACUCGGACGAGGAUACACCGACCUCAGAUGACUUGGAGCAGUUUGCCAAGCAGUUUAAGCAGCGGAGGAUCAAACUGGGCUUCACUCAGGCUGACGUCGGACUCGCCUUGGGAACGCUGUAUGGAAAUGUGUUUUCCCAAACCACUAUUUGCAGGUUCGAGGCCCUGCAGCUCAGCUUCAAAAACAUGUGUAAGCUCAAGCCUUUGUUGAACAAGUGGUUGGAGGAAGCGGAUUCCACCUCGGGCAGCCCAACCAGCUUGGACAAAAUCGCAGCACAAGGGAGGAAAAGGAAAAAACGGACCUCUAUCGAGGUAAGCGUUAAAGGAGCUUUGGAGAGUCAUUUCUUGAAGUGUCCUAAACCCGCAGCGUCGGAAAUUACUUCCCUUGCGGACAGUCUACAGCUGGAGAAAGAGGUGGUGAGGGUUUGGUUUUGUAACAGGAGACAGAAAGAGAAACGCAUGACACCUCCGGGAGGACCGCUCCCUGGGACGGAGGAUGUGUAUGGGGACACACCGCCACACCAUGGAGUCCAAACACCGGUUCAAUGAACAAUAACGGACCAGUCUUUCGCUUUUGGACUUUCCCUGUUUUGAUUUAUCCCGAAAAUUAUAUAUAAUUCACUGGACUAUGAGCGAUAGUGGGUGUUUUAUGUAUAAUAGCCUAUUGCGGUGAGUUCUUACACAAUAUCUGCAUUGAA